Messenger RNA from Echinococcus granulosus, 939 nucleotides. RefSeq names its product 26S proteasome non-ATPase regulatory subunit. Gene Ontology annotation, cellular component: proteasome regulatory particle, lid subcomplex. Gene Ontology annotation, molecular function: metallopeptidase activity; proteasome binding; protein binding. The coding region runs from base 1 to 939 and encodes 312 amino acids. NCBI's taxonomy places the organism in Eukaryota, Metazoa, Platyhelminthes, Cestoda, Cyclophyllidea, Taeniidae. The record is from RefSeq and is a predicted model, not a curated record. Gene Ontology annotation, biological process: proteasome-mediated ubiquitin-dependent protein catabolic process; protein deubiquitination. The transcript is spliced from 5 exons.
AUGGAGCGCCUAUUGAGAUUUGGUGCAGAUGGACUUUCCUUUGGCCAACCUAGUUCCCAGCCCACUGAUGGACCCGUUCCUGAUACUGCUGAGCAGGUGUACAUCAGCUCUCUCGCUUUAUUAAAGAUGCUUAAGCACGGUCGGGCUGGCGUCCCGAUGGAAGUAAUGGGUUUGAUGCUUGGAGAAUUCGUUGACGACUACACAGUAACUGUUGUGGACGUGUUCGCAAUGCCACAGUCUGGUACUGGCGUUAGUGUUGAGGCUGUUGAUCCUGUUUUUCAGGCAAAAAUGAUUGAUAUGCUCAAGCAGACUGGGCGACCAGAAAUGGUGGUUGGGUGGUAUCAUUCUCAUCCUGGUUUUGGUUGUUGGCUUUCUGGGGUCGAUAUGAACACACAACAGAGUUUUGAAGCUCUCUCUGAUCGCGCUGUCGCUGUGGUUGUAGAUCCAAUUCAAAGUGUUAAAGGAAAAGUUGUCAUCGAUGCUUUCCGAUUAAUCAAUCCGAAUAUGGUUAUUGCCAACCAAGAACCUAGGCAAACGACUUCAAAUCUUGGCCAUCUCAACAAACCAUCGAUCCAGGCUCUCAUCCACGGUCUCAAUCGUCAUUAUUACUCCCUCCCGAUUAACUACCGGAAAAAUAAAAGGGAACAAACAAUGUUAAUGAAUCUGGACAAGCGUACAUGGCAAGAAGGGCUAACUCUAGAGGACUACUCAGUUCAUUGCAAUGCUAACCACAAGACCCUUCUUCAAGUACUUGAUCUUGUCAAAACCUACAACAAAUCUCUGGAGGAUGAGGAAAAGAUGACUCCAGAACAGUUGGCCAUUAAAAAUGUUGGGAAAAUGGAUCCUAAGCGACAUCUUGAAGAAGACGUGGACGAACUUGUUGCCAAUAACAUCACCCAAGGAUUGGGAGCGAUGCUUCAUUCUCUUGUGUACAAUUAA